AAAUUUUCAAAAGGUAGGGACUGAAGGCACUGAAAAUUAUUGUUUCAUGUUCUAUUCACUAGAAUUUAUACAUGUAUGCAUCAAAACAGCAAGCAUUUAGUGAGUAUAUAAUGUGCCAACCAAAUAUGAUUAGUACAUAAUUCCUGUCCUCAACUAGGUCAGGUAUUGAAGCUGGGGCAGACUUAUAAACAAGAAGCAAUAAUGUUUCCAAGGGAAAUCAUAGUUGUAUGCACAUGUUUUUAUGGGAGCACAGAGAAGUGACAGCCUAAAUGCUUUGUACUAGAUUAUAAAGUGAAAUUUAGUCAAUUUAACUAAAUUUUGAAGAGGUUUGUUGAAUGAAGGUGUGAAAUACAUUUCUUUCAUCAAUUUUGGUGUUCCUAUGUUCCAUGUUGCUGGAAAAGUAAGAUAUUCUGUUAUUUUGGUGAUUCUAGAGGUUACCACAAUUUCCUCUUCAGUCUGAAAAUUGGUAGUUGUGUCUGGAGUGAAAGGCCUAGUACAGAGCUAAAUCUAGGAGAGUGAGGUGGUAGAAUUACUGCUAGAAAAUUUUUUUUUACUGUUGAAUUUUUAACUUUUCCCAACAAGCAGUGAAGAAUGCCAACAACAUGAACAGUUCUCUCUCCCAACGUUAUUUACAAAACAAACCAAAUAAUAGAAAAUGAAAAAUUUUAAGUGAGCCAAUAAAAGGAAAAUUAUAUAAAUGCACACAAUACACGAACACAUUCAAAGCAAUUGGACCCAGCCAUUCGAGCCAGCAGGAGUCCACGCGAUGGCGCUGCAGGCUAAAGAGAAAAAAUGACGAGUUUGCUAAGGAAGUCAGUAACAAAAAGGAAGAUCAGGACAGAUGAACUGGGAAGAAAAGCUGUAGCAGCCCAAGAUUGGGAAAGGAAACACCUAGACCCCUACUGCUUCACAGCGCAGGUCUGGGGUUUGGAACUGCUCCUUCAUUUAUGCUGGAGAUGGGGUUGUGAGCGAAACUGACAAAAUCCGUGUCAAUCAGGAAUAGCCAUGGAAGCCAGAAGAUUGCACUUCCAGAGACAAAGGCAAGUCCUGUUUGUCUUUCUGUUUUGGGAAGUGUCCUUGGCAGAUUCUGGGUUUGGACGUUAUUCUGUGACAGAGGAAACAGAGAGGGGAACGUUUGUGGUCAACCUGGCAAAGGAUCUGGGGCUAGGGCAGGGAGAGCUGUCUGCAAGGGGAGCCCGGUUAGUCUCUGAUGCUAAUAAACAGCAAUUGCUACUGGAUUCUCAUACUGGGGAUUUGCUCACAAAUGAUAAACUGGACAGGGAGACUCUGUGUGGCCCCACCGAGCCCUGUAUGCUGUAUUUCCAAAUAUUAAUGGAUAACCCUUUUCAGAUUUAUCGUGCUGAGCUGAGGGUCAGGGAUAUAAAUGACCAUUCACCAGUGUUUCGGGAGAAAGAUAUAGUCUUAAAAAUAUUAGAAAAUACAGCCGAAGGGACAUCACUUCCACUAGAAAGAGCACAUGAUUCUGAUGUAGGACUUAACGGUAUCCAAAAGUACAUCAUCCACCCCAACUCUUUUUUCCAUAUUAAAAUUAGUGACAGUGAUGAAGGCAUUAUAUACCCAGAGCUAGUGUUGGACAAAGCGCUGGAUAGGGAGAAGCAGCGCGAGCACAGUUUAACACUCACGGCGCUGGAUGGCGGCUCUCCGCCCAGAUCUGGGGCCGCUGCUAUACACAUUGUGGUCAUGGACAUCAAUGACAACGCCCCGCAGUUUGCGGAGGCAUUCUAUAAGGCCCAGGUUCCAGAGGACAGCUCCAUAGGGUGUUUCAUUGUUAAAGUCUCGGCAGUGGAUGUAGACUCGGGAGUAAAUGCUCACGCCUCUGAAGAUAUCCAAACAACUUUUCAAAUCAAUCCUUUCUCUGGGGAAAUUGUUCUUACAGCGUUGCUUGAUUAUGAGGUAAUAAAGUCUUACAAAAUAAAUAUACAAGCAAUGGAUGGAGGGGGCCUUUCUGCAAGAUGUACGGUUUUUGUCGAAGUAUUGGACACGAACGACAACUCCCCUGAACUGAUAAUGUCAUCAGUUUCCAGCUACAUUGCCGAGAACUCCCCAGAGACAGUACUGGCUGUUUUUAGGAUUAGAGACAAUGACUCAGAAGAAAAUGGAAAAAUGGUUUGCUAUAUUCAAGAUGAUCUGCCAUUCCUUCUGAAACCCUCUGUGGAGAAUUUUUAUAUCCUAAUGACAGAGGGAGCGCUGGACAGAGAGAGCAGGGACGAAUACAAUGUCACCAUCACCGUCACUGACUUGGGUACCCCCAGACUGAAAACGGAGCACAGCAUAACCGUGCUGGUCUCCGACGUCAACGACAACGCGCCAAACUUCACCCAAACCUCCUACACCCUGUUCGUCCGCGAAAACAACAGCCCCGCCCUGCACAUCGGCAGCGUCAGCACCACUGACAGAGACUCGGGCACCAACGCCCAAGUCACCUACUCGCUGCUGCCGCCCAAGGAUGCGCACCGCCCCCUCGCCUCCUUGGUCUCCAUCAACGCCGACAACGGGCACCUGUUCGCGCUCAGGGCCCUGGAUUACGAGGCCCUGCAAGCGUUCGAGUUCCGCGUGGGCGCGGCCGACGCGGGCUCCCCGGCUCUGAGCAGCGAGGCGCUGGUGCGCGUGGUGGUCGUGGACGACAACGACAACUCGCCCUUCGUGCUGUACCCGCUGCAGAACGGCUCUGCGCCCUGCACAGAGCUGGUGCCCAGGGCGGCCGAGGCGGGCUACCUGGUGACCAAGGUGGUGGCGGUGGACGGCGACUCGGGCCAGAACGCCUGGCUGUCCUACCAGCUGCUCAAGGCCACGGAGCCCGGGCUGUUCGGCGUGUGGGCGCACAACGGCGAGGUGCGCACCGCCAGGCUGCUGAGCGACCGCGACGCGCCCAAGCACAGGCUCGUCGUGCUGGUCAAGGACAACGGCGAGCCGCCGCUCUCGGCCAGCGUCACGCUGCACGUGCUGCUGGUGGACGGCUUCUCCCAGCCCUACCUGCCGCUCCCGGAGGCGGCCCCGGACGAGGCCCAGGCCGACUCGCUCACCGUCUACUUGGUCAUUGCCUUGGCCUCGGUCUCGUCGCUCUUCCUGUUCUCGGUGCUGCUGUUCAUCGCGGUGCGGCUGUGCGGGAGGCGCAGGGCGGCCUCGAUGCCUGAGGGCCACUUUCCGGGCCACUUGGUAGACGUGAGUGGCACCGGGACCCUGUCCCAGAGCUACCAGUAUGAGGUGUGUCUGACGGGAGACUCUAGGACCAGCGAGUUCAAGUUCCUGAAGCCGAUUAUCCCGGAUAUCCAAGCACAGGGUGCUGGGAGGAAUAAUGAAUAAAUUCCCAUAUUUUGAAAUAGCUUUGGAUUUAAUAUUCAGUAAUAAUUCCGUUCAUAUUUUCAUGUACUUUUUGUGUAUGGUAUUCAUACUGAUAUCAAUUUAGUUUUAAAUCUCAAAGUUAAAUAAUUAUGCAACUUCAAACAUAAUUUUGAAAUAGUAUAUACC
Molecule: messenger RNA, 3489 nt
Organism: Choloepus didactylus (southern two-toed sloth)
Lineage: Eukaryota; Metazoa; Chordata; Mammalia; Pilosa; Megalonychidae
Product: protocadherin beta-10-like
Biological process (GO): homophilic cell-cell adhesion
Cellular component (GO): plasma membrane
Molecular function (GO): calcium ion binding
Source: RefSeq, a predicted model, not a curated record